CUAGAGGUCACCACAGGUCAUUUUAAGCAGUGACACAAGUUUCAGAAAAUGGUUUCACUAAAUUGAAAUGGCUCCUAUGGGGACUAACAUCAUCACACAUAAAUACAAGUGGGAUCAUUGAAUCCACAGGAGCCUCAGCUUUUCAGUCAUACCCAAUGUAUGCAACUCCAAGACUGUUUAGGGACCCCACUAUGCCGAAAUGUUAAAACACACCUUUUUAGAAUAGGCGAAAAGAACACAUUUAUACUGCAUGAGAAAAACUGCAUGGUUAUUGCCCAAAAUGCAUGGGAUUAUCAUGACGUGGGCAUAUAUGUAAAGGGAAAACUUGUGGGUAAACAUAGAACCCAUCAUUCAGAUACCUUGAGGAGAAAGGUCCAAGGGACCCCUUUGAAAAUGGCCAUACUAGUUUUUCCCUCGCCAAACUUUAGCCCAACUUUGGAACAUAAUUUAGCCACCUUCCCAACAAGCUAGCUAGCUAGCUACAGCAUCUGAACGUCUUUGCAGCCUGUGAGAGAGGCUGACACAUCUCCUCAGCAUGCUUUUCUGUGGGAGGAGACUGAGAGAGAGCGCGAGGAGGAGGAGAAGUGGUUGGAAAAACUGUAAUCUGACUCCUACUUUCAGUUGGACGUCCUUUCUGUUUACUAGCCAAACCCACCGAGGGGUGAAAGGUCACAUUCUUUGCCCCGCGCUGCUUCUCCAAUUGGUUGAUCCACGUCAGGUCGAGCUGACUUCCUAUUUCCUGUUUGCUGGCUCAGUCUGCUAAGGCUUUUGUUUAGCUCCAGCGUUUUAAGGCUGAUAGGUUUGCCCAGGCUAACAGCCUGCCAACAGAGGUCUGUGGCUUGUCAGGAUAUUGUGAAACAUAAUCUCAUGCAGAGGCAUCAUCCAGAUCUCUGCAGCAACGGUUUAAUGAGCUCUCAACCUGAUUUCCUGCUUCACAGAUGACAAAGAGUUCAACGUUUUUACUUCUUUGUUCCCUGCAGCCAAUCUGCACCUUCCCUCAGCCCCAGCAGCAGUCGCGCACUCUUAGAGAGAUGGCUCAUUCUUCUCGGGGAGCCGGCUCUCCAGCUGGUACUUCUCGGCGUGGUCGAGGCUCUAAGAGCUCCGGCUGCGUUUCCUCUCAGAACCACGGAGGCGACACCGAGAUGUUGGAGCGGCUUUUGAAUAAGCCCAAACUGGUGGUGGUGGAGGAGCCCAAGGAGAGAGGCAUGAGGUUUCGCUAUGAAUGUGAGGGACGCUCGGCUGGCAGCAUCCUGGGGGCGUCCAGCACCGAAACCAACAAAAGUCAGCCUGCCAUAGAGAUUCAGGGCCCCAUUGACCACUUGAAGAGGGUCACAGUCACAGUUUCCUUGGUGACCAAAGACCCCCCACACCGGCCUCACCCCCACUGCCUUGUGGGUAAAGACUGCCCAAACGGUUCAGGAAUCUGCAGGGUCACGCUCAAUCCUCACAGCAACCGACGUCACAGCUUUGCUAACCUCGGUGUCCAGUGUGUGAGGAGGAAAGAGCUGGAUGUUUCACUUGAGAAGAGAAGAAGCCAAAAUAUUGACCCCUUUCAAACUGGUCACUCAAAGGGCAUUGAAGACAUGGACAUGAAUUCUGUGCGUCUAUGUUUUCAGUGUGAGCUUGACUGGGAGGACGGCAGAAAAGACUCUCUCAGCCCAGUGCUGUCAAAUCCCGUUUAUGACAAGAAGGCCACAACUACAUCACAGCUGAAGAUUGGCCGUUUUAACCAGUACAGAGGUUCCUGCACCGGAAAGACAGAGAUCUACAUGCUUUGUGACAAAGUUCAGAAAGAUGACAUAGAGAUCCUCUUCAGGAAAGGAUCGUGGAAGGCGAGCGGGGAGUUUGCCCAGACAGACGUGCACCGUCAGAUCGCCAUUGUGUUUAAAACUCCGCCCUACCAGGACCAGGACAUCACAGAGGAAGUUGAAGUCAGUGUGGUCCUGCGUCGCCUCUCCGACCAGAUGGAGAGUGAGUCUGUCACCUUCACGUACCUGCCACACAACCCAGAUCCAUAUGAGGUGAAGCGGAAGAGGAAGAUAAAGUCAGACAUCAGCUUCAGAGAUAAACCUUGUGUGACAGCAGAAAGUGCACCUGCUGUGGAGCAGCCUUUCCACUUCCCGGAGCCUCAAACCAUGAUGUCUCCAGACGAGAGGCCUUGUGCUGCCCAGCCUGGGUCCUCCGCUUUAGGGGCAAUGUGUUACAAUGAGCCCCAGGACUCAGACAAUGGCACCGAUGCGACGGCCAUCUUUAACCAGUUGCUGGAAAUACCUGAGUUUUGGGACAUGAUUUCUGACCCGAGCUUCACUUCACCCUCUGGCUUUGAGCAGGGGCCCGACCCCGCGUUUGCAAACAUGGACAUGAACUCCAACCAGAACUUUGGCUUGUAUGCUCAAGACUUUUCACAUUACAACUACAGCGACUUGCAGUUCAACAUGCUUGUCAAUGAGAACCAGACUCUGCAGCCAGAGGCACAGGACAACUCCUCCAACAUGGUUCAGGUUAAGACAGAAGAGGAGCUAUGAGGACGGGAUAGUCAGGAUCAUCAAGCUCUAGGAAUAAUUAGACAUUUUGGGAAAUGUGCUUAUUUGCUUUCUUGCCAAGAAAAAGAAAAGAAGAUUGAUACCACUCUCACGUCUCUCACCACCAGAAUGGUAUGGAUCUUUUCAUCCAACUCUUGGCAAGAAAGUGUAUUUCCCAAAAUGUUGAAUUUCUCCUCUGGAUUUAGAGCCAAACAACAUUAUGUUGUCCCAAAUCCAAGGCUACUGCUCCGGCUGCUUGCACUGUGAAAUGUGUUUGUCCUUAAACCAUAUCUUUGUCUGAAGACCUUGCUGGUCAAGACUUUAGCAACCAGGAGCAGUUUAAAAUUCCUACAUAAAAAAUGCUGCCAGCAUUAAUCAUUAGUAGGAGGGGAUUCUCACAGUUAGCGUGGAGCUUAAAAAGAGAACUCAUGAACAUCGAUAUUUAACUUGGGAACAAUAGAAACCCUCCCAUGACUCAUGGUCUAUUGUAGUAAAUGAUUGGUGAGGUAAGACUGAAAUACCUGUCAUGUAAUGUUUGUCUGUCUGUUUUGUUUUCUUUGACAUGAUUUUGGGAAAAGGACCUGACUUACUACAAAAAGUUGAUGUAGGAUUUUAGUUUGAAAAUACAAAAAGUCUCAUGUAUAGUAGUUUCAGAUCUGCUCUUCACUUUGCUCUUGCCUGUUAUUACUCUCUGUUGGUGUGGCUGUCACCCCAGAUGGCUUGUUUAUUAAUAUUUAAUCAACUUAAAUGCAACAGAAACCAGUCCUCCUCAUAUUUAUAGCUCUGUCUGUGUCAGUUCCUAUUGUUUGCAGUUUCACUCUCGUGCUAAACAUUCAAAUUUCCACUCACAGCUUGUCACAAGUCCAACUCCGCCCCCUCGCUGUAGCACUGUAGUGUCAAUAUUUCAGAGAAGAAACAAUAAAAUGUCUGUGUUA
Molecule: messenger RNA, 3457 nt
Organism: Sander lucioperca (pikeperch)
Lineage: Eukaryota; Metazoa; Chordata; Actinopteri; Perciformes; Percidae
Gene: relb
Product: v-rel avian reticuloendotheliosis viral oncogene homolog B
Exons: 9
Coding region: 939-2525 (528 amino acids)
Biological process (GO): regulation of transcription by RNA polymerase II; innate immune response; inflammatory response
Cellular component (GO): cytoplasm
Molecular function (GO): DNA-binding transcription factor activity, RNA polymerase II-specific; RNA polymerase II cis-regulatory region sequence-specific DNA binding
Source: RefSeq, a predicted model, not a curated record